CCUCAGCAGAUCCCAGCUCUGCUCAGUCCGUCCAGACCAGCGGCUGGGUUGAAUGCUGGGGACCAGGCGGCGACGCAGCGACGCAUUUGGCAGUGAUGGCCUCCGCUGUGCAGUUGUGCCGGUAAUCCUGCCGGUGUGUGUAAGGAAGAAGCAGAGACACCUUGAGAAGCAACCUAACGGCAGAGAGGUGGAGAGACACCAGCACCAGCAGAAACAAAUGCCACAAUGUACAGCGUGGAGGACCUCCUCAUCUCACAUGGAUACAAACUGCCCAGACAUACUGCCUCCUCCACCCCUACGCCUGUCCCCACAUCCUCAUCCCGUCAGCCGCCCUCAUCCUCGCCGCCAUCCUACAGCAAGCACCAUGAAAUCCUGGAGAACAGGACGGGCUCCCGGACAGUAAACGGCUACGAAAGGGGGCCCGCGGUGGCUAUGGGGAACAUCGGCGGAGCAAGACAGCCCCAGGUCUAUGUCGGCGGCUGCCCCAACAACAACAAUGACCCCAGGGAGGGGGGCCAGCCAAAACGGGAGGGUGAGAAUCGGGGCCAAAAUGACACCCACUCCUUGGGAGAGUCGCUGACCUCAGACAGCGGGUUUUGCGACGGCAACAGAGGCCCGCAGCCACAAUCCAAGGAUGUUUCUUACUGGAGAAGGAGAGGCCAGGACUUCAGUGUGCUGUUGGACUACGCUGACAUCAGGGAACCCCAUGCAAAGGGACAGGGAGGGUACAACAGGCCAGAAGGGCCUCAACAGGCCAGAGGUCAGGAGCUCUCUGUUGAGGAACGUCAGAGAGCAGCUCAGGAAAGGCAGCGCUGGGCAGCCCAGGCCCAAGCGCAGGCCCUGGCCCAGGCACAGGGCCGCUCUAGAGAAAAGGAGGCGGCUCUCCAGCAAUGGAGGAUGGCAACUGAGAGGAAAUGCCAGAGUCUGGGGACAGAGGAGUGGCAUCCAGCUGUGAGCUUCAGCCGCCAGAUGUCUCAGAGCGAGGGGGAGCGUUGGGCAAAAGCGCAGCAGCGGCUCCAUGCCAGAACACCAGAGGGCAUAGUAGUCCACCCGAGGACCAAAGCUAAGUCCCAGUCCCUACCCAGGAUGUUACAACCUGAGAGCCUGCAGUACGUGGACACAGCAUUGUCUGGUCAAGAAAUGUACCGGCGCUUCAACGGCCACCCACUGUCCCAGCAGGACUUUUAUCGCGCACCUCGCUGGCCGGAAAAUGGGAGACCAGCUAGUGCCAACCAGCUCUCAAUCACACCAAAGGCCCGCUUCACCCGACCCCCCAGACCUCCUUCUUAUGAGAUGCACCAGCAGAUCAGGGGAAGCUGUGAGGUGCUGUCCGGCAGAGAAUCAGUGACGCCGCAGGCAAGGGACAGAACUCCCAUUCCCACAUCAAGAACUAAAGACCCUCAGCUGGACUAUUUUGCACAGGACUCUGGGCCCCCGGGAUAUAUCCCUCCUCCGUCAUAUAAAAGAGCUCCGUUAAUGGGAGGGGCGUUCCGAGGAUAUGGUGAUGUUCCUUUUGAGUACAGGUAUAGAGGAGAUAUGUAUCCACAGAUACAAGUGGCUCCUGAUGGAUCUCAUUGGUUCAUCAGACACCCAGUUUGUUCCUGGCAAGAUCCGCACAGAGAGAGAAGUGCGUCCAGCCAGAAGCAGCUUUACCCUGUGUAUUCAACCCAGGAGCGUUCAGGGGGAGGAGUUCAGUAUAUCUCCUUCGAUGAUCCUCGCAUCCGUCAUAUUUCCUCAGCCCUGGGUGGGAACUCCCUGACAGAUGCCGACAAAAUCCGCCACAUCCGGAAUGAGCUUCCCAGCGUCACCGUGUCGGAGCCUGCACCCGACGACAGUGCCUUUCUGCCCCCGCCACUGGGGCCUUUUAUCUCUACCAAACUGGCAGACGAAAACAACCAGGCGUCUUCUAGCAACUUGGACAAUGAAAAUAAAAGGUGGCGAAGCGAUUUGCACAAAGAGACAAUAAGUAACUUCCGAGCACCUGACCAAAACUGCAACAAUAGACAUCUCAAAACUCUACCAUCUCCUUCAUCCCCCUCUUCAGCUUUCCACCCCCCAUUAUCAAGGACCUUUUCUCGUCAGGGGUCCAGUUCGGACCAGGUCUUUGCAGAGACCAUCACACAAGUCAAGACAAUUGUACCGGAGUCUGGACAAGAAAUCCACAGGAACACCAAGAGAAGAGUGAGCGAAACCAUCUUCUGCCUCGUGAGCGUCCCAGUUCACACACCGACAAACAUUAGCAAAGGUUUAGCAGCCGAUCAGAAUAACAAUGAGGCAAUGCCAAACCUGACCGUUAUGAACACUGACACUUUUGCUGUAGGUCUCAAAGAAAGCCCCAACAUCCGUAGCAAGUCUGUAAAUGAGAUUCCUAUCAAAUCACGCUACCCUCAGUAUCACACCACCAGCACAUCCUCAAUGAGGAAUUACAAGAGAGCUCCUUUAAGAAAGGAGGUCAUAGACGCCUGGGUACUCCAAGCAAAUGAAGAUAAAGAGCUAGGCUAUAGUGGGUCUUGGCCUGGAAACCAAUACCGUAAUCAGGAAACUCAAACAGGUUCGCCUGUGACAGGUUUUAAAAGUCCAGAAGCCCAAAGCCCUACCAGUACCCAGGACGCUCUUCAGCCAGCCUCAGAUCCAAGCAUGGAUGUUGAUCCUGCCAUGGAUGUUGAUCCUGCGUCCCCUUAUGGCUACCCAAUGACAGGUCAAAAAAACCUUCAUCCCUCCAGGAACAGCGCCUUCUCUCGUCUCAGCCUGAGUCCAACAGAAACAAAGUCCCUUCAGCACACACAGCAGGACCCACCCUCCCCUACCAAGACACAAAAUCAGGGAGAACAUCAGUCAUCUCCAAAGAAGACCAGUCCACCAGAAAGCGAGGAACAUCUGGUUUUUGGUCAGUUUCUCUUAAAGCCAGUGAACCGACGACCCUGUGAUGCAAUUGGUGAAUUGGAGACUAUUAACAAAGAGAUGGAAGAUACAAUAAGCAAGAGGCCAAAUGUGAGUCGAUUUAAAAAUGAUCUUGACAGUAUUGAUGACAAACUCGUUUGGUUUAAACCAGGAGCACAUUUCACUGGUGGUCCAGAACCUGGCCGAGAAGCCAUUAGUCUUCCAACAGUGCACAUAGAAAAGCCCAACCACAUUAAAAAGAGAUCAAAGUCCUUUGCUUCUAGUGCUGACCUAGAAUCCGGAGAAAUGAGUAAAGCAUUCUCCAAGUCGCUGGCCAAUAACAUACCACUAACAAGUAAGCGUUCGCUGCUUCUCAACCCAGAGUGCAGCAGCAACUGUCUCUUGUCCUUUGUUCCCCCUCACGAGUCAAACCAUCUCUACAGGCAGGACAUCCCAGUGCCCCAAGAGUCUUUGUUGAGGGAUGUGGGACUCACUGUCUACACAGAAACUCCUGGUGGUCCCGGAGAGCCAAUGCAGCGCUCACUCUCAGUCCCAUCUCCGCUCAGUCACAAAGAUCAUAGUCAGUCAGUGCCAACACUCAUGAAAACUAGUGGCAGCUUUGAGCACAAUUCAAAAGAAGAACUUGAUCCUGAGUUGCAAGGACGCGCUAAACCAGACCUCUCACCAUCCAGGGGUGAGGCAAAAAGCUGUGUAACGGAGAGGGAAAGUUGCUUAUCCCCUAAGAAAGGCAAUUUGCCACAUGUUACAAGACGGACAAUGGAGGUCUCUUACGUGUUCGCAGAUGAUGAUGGUGAUGAAAGGUGUGGACUCUCUGAACCUUUGACCUAUAAAAAUGACUCAACAGCAACAGAUAAGCACUUAGAGACCCUACUUAUUCAGGAAAAAGCUAAUACUUUGCCUGCGGAGGACCUCAGCAACCUCUACGAGGUCAAAUGUGCAAAAGGAAUCCCUGAAAAUGAAUCUAUCCAGGAGAGGGCUGCGCGGAUCUUGGGUAUUGCUGUUCCAGUAGAGGCUUUACGUGUUGCAGACAAACAGUCUGACGAUGACGAGCCUGACAUGGACACUGUUUUGGUUGAGCAACAGCUGAGUCCAGAAGAAGAAACAGAGCAUGUGACAAGAAAGUAUGCGCAAGUCAAAGAGGAAUCUCUGAUAGUCCAGAGAACAGAUAUGGAAGUUAUCGAGGCGUCAGAGUCCGGUGUGGUGCAAGGGGACGAAGACAGACUAAAGCACAGCAAUGACCAUAGUGACGACCUACAGAACCAGUACACAGAAACUACAUCAGUACUAGACCUUCCCGAGUUCCCACCAAGUAAGCUUCCCCUGUCCCUUCCAGUCACCCCUAAUGAGACCUUAUCAAUUAGCAUAUGUAGUGGGGAGAAAAAAGGACGAGGCGGAACGUGCAAACUUAUUGAGUCUCUGCAAGACAAGCUGAACUGUUCUGCUGCUUCAUCUGCUGCAGCUUCAACCGGGUCCACUACAGAUAGAACGGCCCGUCUUAAAGAACUCAACUCUGUGUCUAGAAUAAGACGCCUUAGCCUGAAAAGUCCUGAGUCUGUAGAGGAAUCUCAGUCUAUAGGUAGCGAAGGCCUACCAAUAGAGGUUUGUAAGGAGACGAGGCAGAAUGUUGCUCACCGAGGCCUUGAAGAGGAGGAGCUGGAAGAGAAUAGAAAAAGAAGUCACGAAGGAGAUAACCAGGAUGGACAUGUCGACUUGGAAGAUCUUGAAGAACCAAAAGAAGCAGUUGAUAAGGACAGUAGGGAGGAAAAAAGGCCUGAGGAGGAGGUACACGAGAUGGCCGGGGAAAGUGGACAAACAGCAAGCAGUGAGCUGAGUGAAGAAGAACAUUUCAAACCAGAAACUGACGAGAGCGAGACGGAACUGAGAAUUGUAGAAGAUCCUGAAAACACCUCAGAGAAUGUAAAAGAAGAGCACAACCCUGCAUCAGUUUGUAGAGCUGAGACCACUCAACAUGCAGAGGGAAGGAAGUUACCAAUACCAAAGCAGCGCACCAAGCUUCAGAAGCCUCCUCUACUUCCUAAACCUCGCAGUGUUCCCAAGAGAGAAAUAACUCUGCCGCUGAGCUUCAGCACCGGGACAUGUGGCACCUCCGAUGUGGAGGAUGAAGAAAUGCUCUCUGUCUCAGACGCAUACGACCCCAGUCGAGUAGAGCGGGUGUGACCUCCGACCACUGCCUUCACCACUGUGGAACUCCGUCUUUCUCCCGUUAACAGCUUUUUCCACCAACAAAGACUUCCAUCUCCUCUCCUGGCUCAGUCUGCCCCCUCCCCUCCUCCAACGUCUCCCAGAACUGACCGUCCCGGUGCUGCGAGUACAUUUUUACAGCUAAUAAAAGCUACAGCAGGGUGCUGGUUCUUUAGGUCAUCUUACCUGCCCCCCCAACCCCCGUUGUCUUUGCCUCUGAACUCGUUAAUCUCCUCAUGCAAGCGGUUUUCCUCCUGUCAGAAGUUGUCUUUUGGUUUGGAAGAAUGUGUGUCAUUAUUCCCGUCUGUGCGUCUCGGGAACUUCCGUGUCGAAACCUGAAUGUAAGAGCGCUUCUUGUUAAUCGAGCGAUCAAAAGAAAUGUAACAGAAAAAUAAAAAAAACUCAAGGUGACAGUAUUGCAUUACAAUCAGUAUUAACCUACACCAAAUGUAAAUAAAAGAGUUAUAAGAUUUUAUUAAGGUUAUAAAAAAAAAAUCAAUCUAAGACAAUAAAUUGAAAUGUAUAUUUUCUUAUGGGUGUUGAGAGAUUAGAUUUGUUUUACAAAGUGUAAUCCUUAUGUGUAUGAGCAGUGAUGAAACUCCUAACCUUUUUUCUCCUAUACCUGUGUGAUAGAGAAUGUACUAAAAGAGUUCGGAUUUCAAAGAGAAACACUGUGGUCCUUGAAUAGUUUCACUCAAGAGCAAUAUAGUUGUCACAUGCAGGGCGUCUGUGACAUGAUUCCAGUAGUAAGUCUAUUUCAAGGCGCUAAUCUCAUUUGCUUUGAAGCUAUACCUUUAGGUACAAGUGUUAGAUUUGCACUGCAGAGAUUAUUGGCUCGAUGUUAUUCCCAAACACCUGGUAAUCUCCUCACACACUCGGAGAUUACGCUCAGAGCGAUCCUCUGCGCGCUCCCAGUAUCAGCAGCCACGCGGUGUGUCAGGAAGUGUCUUUAGUUAAACCGCGCACUGUUCCAGAAAUCCUCCCAUACGUGUUGUGUGGCAAUCAAACGUUCUGCUGAGAAGUUUACAUCCAUGUCAGCUUAACCUUUUGGGCUUUUAAGGAUUUAUUUAAACCACCUUUCCCCCAGGGUGGAAUGGUUUUAUGAUAAACAACAUCAAAGAUUAGAAAUAAUUAGAAAUUUUGAAUUAUUUUUGGACUAAAGGGUCAAAUUAUAUUUGCACAGCCUGAAAUUUACCUAGAUACCCCCUCUAAUAUUUGGUUAAAUCUGCCUUAGCAUGCUGGACCUCAAGCCCACACUUGGUAUGGUCAACAGAAUGAUUCUGGUGUAAUUCUGGUUGACGUUCUAAAUGUUUCCUCUUAUCGGAAAUGGUUAAGCUUUUUCCCAUAAAGGUCAGGGCUUUGGGAAGGCUACCCCCUUCACCCCCUCCAGAACCAGUGGUGGUUUGUUGAGACCAUAGUCCUUUUUUUAAUGGUGUACUCGUUGAUUUGAGGUACAUUCGAGGAGUCUGAAGGUAUCGUUCCCUCCUUGUUAUUCCAUCCUCUCUGUGUAAUGCACCAGUCCAAUGCCCCUUGCAGCAGAGCGGCCCCAUAGUGUGAUGCUGCCUCUGCCAAUGCUUAAAAGAUGGUUCAGUGUUUUUAGGCUUAAAAACCUUGACUCCGCCAAGCAUACACUUCUUAUCAUUCUCACUAAAUAGUUGAGCUUUUGUCAUGUUUGACCAUAAAAUGUUUCUCCAGAAGAAAUUUUGGUUUGUUCACAAAAAAAAAACUUCUUUAAAGGUGUCCGUUUGUAGAUUGAAAUAAUUCUUGUUUGGCACCCUCUCCAUCAGAGGCAUGGGGAAACUCAUGUAGCCAUGAACAGGGACAGCAAUGUCUGGUUUAUGGCAAGUUUGAGUCUUGGUGGAUUCAGGGUGGUUUCUGACCAUCCUAAACAGUUCCCAUUCAUGUGAAGGGGAAGUUUAGGUCUUCUUUAUAACCACAUAUGAAUACCUUACACACAACUUGAACACAGCUGUUUGAAGAAAUUAACUCAGAAUCUCCGGUUCUGUUUAAAUGACUCCAAAAGGACAUUCCCCUGCUGUGUACAUUUACAAUUCUCUAGAUGUUCCCUUUAACGUUCCCAUUGUUCUCGGUUGGGCUGUCGAGUGCUGCCAAACAAAGAGCCCAGAACUUUUAGCACCACUUAUUCAAGGAUUUAGCUAAACGUGUGCAAAUAUUCCAACCCUGUGUGAAUAAGAGGAAAUCCACAAAAAUCUAAACCUAUGCACCCUAUUUUCUUGUUUUUUUUUUUUGUUUGUUUUUUUAAAAGGCAUCAAACUUGUGUGUUGCAUAAAUAUUCCACUGUGGUAAAAUAUUGCUUCCAGCAAAUCAUUAAAAGCCCAAAAGGUGCUGUGACAUUCAAGCCCAUGAUGGGUUUAUGCAAACUUCUGACUGGAACUGUUGAGGUUUCUUCGUCAGUUUGUGUCCUCCCUGCAGGAAAACAUAGAUGUAGCGUUACAGAUCGCAGUGUGCCUUGGACACACUGUCUCUGUGCAGAUCUUCAUCUGUGUGUGUGGCCCGGUCCGGUUUGCAGUUUCAACCGGACAGCAGCAGCAGCAGCAGCUUCAUUUCACAUGAGCAGAUAAACAUAUGAAACUGUUUAGGCAAUAAUAGUAUUAAGCUAAAGACGCUUAGUAAUGAUGCUGUACAGAACAUUGCUGUUGGAAACCUAGUCUCAGUAUUUGAGUGUGUUUAAUUAGUUCAUGCUGACAUAUCAGUAUUGUAAAAGUUGCGGGUAGAACUGGCAGUUGGUUAGCAAUAGAAAAAAAAAAAAUUGACAAACAUGCCAAACCAAACUUUAUGCUAUGCAUUGGACUUUUUUUUUUUUUUUAACCAGCAAAGUUCAAAGCUAAAAUGCUAUUAUUCACUUUGCUUGUGCAACCAUAUCAGUGUGUGGUCCAGCUGUAUUUGAACGGUGUGGUGAAACCUGUUUGAACCGGAGGAAGGCCUGCAUGGACGCAGCUCUAUCGAGGGUUCACAACGAGGUCCGGUCUUUUGUCCAGUCUCCAGCUCAGUAUUCCUGCACCUCUGUUCUCCAGUGUUAUCUGGUUCAUCCUUGUAGCUCUUUUUUGUAACACAACGUCUUUGUAACAUAAUCUAGACAACUGGUGCACAUCUUGCUUUGAUAUUUUCUAUUUUCAUACAGAAGUAUGUACAGUUUUUUUUUCUUCUUUUUUUUGUAAGUGCCGCAUCUUUCCCACUUCCAUUUUUAUUUUGGUGCAUGUAAUACGUAAAAGAAGCCACAGAGAGGGUGUAUUUGAAUAUAAUAAUUGCAUUUGGUACAAUAUAGUCUAUCCAGUAAACAACUGUUAUAUUUCAUACAAUGUAUAUUUUAUUUUACAAAUGUUAAGCUACAUAUUUAAAGCAGAACAAGGUAUUUUUAGAUUAUUGUGAAGACGGAGGUGUUUUUGAAGGCACAGUAUUUGUCCAUACUUGGUAUGAUUAUUAAGACUGAUCAGAAAUCGAGACAAAUCUGUGCUGUUGUACCCGUGCUGCAGACUGUUCAUAAAUAAAAGUCUUUGCAUGAAUUA
Messenger RNA from Fundulus heteroclitus (mummichog), 8630 nucleotides. It is a transcript of the gene jcada, whose product is annotated as junctional cadherin 5 associated a. Lineage: Eukaryota; Metazoa; Chordata; Actinopteri; Cyprinodontiformes; Fundulidae. The transcript has 6 exons. The record is from RefSeq and is a predicted model, not a curated record. Gene Ontology annotation, biological process: positive regulation of blood vessel endothelial cell proliferation involved in sprouting angiogenesis. Bases 226 to 5079 code for a protein of 1617 amino acids. Gene Ontology annotation, cellular component: adherens junction; ruffle membrane.